Scomber scombrus (Atlantic mackerel) is the source of this 3163-nucleotide messenger RNA. It is a transcript of the gene ntn1a, whose product is annotated as netrin 1a. The record is from RefSeq and is a predicted model, not a curated record. The coding region runs from base 176 to 1996 and encodes 606 amino acids. Lineage: Eukaryota; Metazoa; Chordata; Actinopteri; Scombriformes; Scombridae. The transcript is spliced from 7 exons. Gene Ontology annotation, molecular function: protein binding.
ACUCUUAAAUCCAGCCGCUCCUUUAUUUUUACGCAGGAGAUUUGAAGAAACAAAUAAAACAGGGCAAGCUGUGAUUGGCGUCAUAGAGAAAAAAGUAGCCCACCGUCUUCGGUAUUUUGACAUCUUAUUAUAUUACCCUCAGCGGCAGAGACACUUAGGGACCGAAGGACCUACCAUGAGAAGGGCUGUGGAUGUUGUGCUGACUGUGCUGCUCACCGUGUUCCUGUCGUGCCGGAGCGCCCUCGGCGGCUACGGGAUGAGUCUGUUCGCGGCGCAGACGUCUCCCCCGGACCCCUGCUACGACGAGCACGGCAACCCGCGACGCUGCAUCCCGGACUUCGUCAACUCCGCCUUCGGGAAGGAAGUGAAGGUGUCCAGCACCUGCGGCAAGACGCCCAGCCGCUACUGCGUGGUGACAUCGGCGGACAAGGUAGACGAGAGGACCAGAAACUGUCACACCUGCGAUGCAUCGGACCCCAAGAAGUACCAUCCACCGGCGUACCUGACGGACCUCAACAACCCUCACAACCUCACCUGCUGGCAGUCCGAGAACUUCAUCCAGUACCCGCAAAAUGUCACCCUGACUCUGUCCCUUAGCAAGAAGUUUGAGGUCACAUAUGUGAGCCUGCAGUUCUGCUCGCCUCGACCUGAAUCCAUGGCUAUUUACAAGUCCAUGGAUUACGGUAAAACUUGGGUACCCUUUCAGUUUUACUCGGCUCAGUGCAGGAAGAUGUACAACAAGCCCAACAGGGCCGUUAUCACGAAGCAGAACGAACAGGAGGCCGUCUGCACUGACUCCCACACCGACAUGCACCCUCUGACCGGCGGGCUCAUCGCCUUCAGCACACUGGACGGCAGACCUUCGGCGCACGACUUCGACAAUUCGCCGGUGCUGCAGGACUGGGUUACUGCCACCGACAUUAAAGUAAUUUUCAGCCGGUUGCACACUUUUGGUGAUGAGAACGAGGACGACUCGGAACUGGCCCGGGACUCGUACUUCUACGCCGUGUCGGACCUGCAGGUCGGAGGGAGAUGCAAGUGCAACGGGCACGGAUCUCGGUGCGUAAAGGACCGGGAUGGGAGUCUGGUGUGUGAGUGCAAGCACAACACCGCUGGACCAGAGUGCGACAGGUGCAAACCUUUCCACUACGACAGACCGUGGCAGAGAGCCACAGCCAGGGAGGCCAACGAGUGUGUCGCCUGCAACUGCAACCUUCACGCUCGAAGAUGUCGCUUCAACAUGGAGCUGUACAAGUUAUCAGGGAGAAAGAGCGGAGGAGUUUGCCUCAACUGUCGCCACAACACCGCUGGUCGCCACUGUCACUACUGCAAAGAGGGCUACUACCGAGACCUGUCCAAACCCAUCUCACACAGGAAAGCCUGCAAAGCAUGUGAUUGCCAUCCCGUGGGUGCUGCUGGCAAAACCUGUAACCAAACCACAGGACAAUGUCCCUGUAAAGACGGCGUGACUGGUAUCACGUGCAACCGCUGUGCUAAAGGCUACCAGCAGAGCCGCUCGCCCAUUGCACCCUGCAUAAAGAUUCCAGUUACACCUCCUACAACUCCAGCCAGCAGUACAGAGGAGCCCUCAGACUGUGACUCUUACUGCAAAGCAUCUAAAGGCAAACUGAAAAUCAACAUGAAGAAGUACUGCAAGAAAGAUUACGCUGUCCAGGUGCAUAUUCUGAAGGCAGACAAGGCUGGUGAGUGGUGGAAGUUCACCGUCAACAUUAUCUCUGUCUACAAGCAAGGUGAGAGCCGCAUCCGCCGCGGGGACCAGUUCCUGUGGGUCCGUGCCAAAGAUGUGGCCUGCAAAUGUCCCAAGAUCAAGCCUGGGAAGAAGUACCUGCUGCUGGGGAAUGACGAGGACUCCCCUGGCCAGAGCGGAGUGGUGGCUGACAAAGGCAGCCUGGUUAUCCAGUGGAGGGACACAUGGGCGCGCAGGCUCAGGAAGUUCCAACAGCGUGAGAAGAAAGGCAAGUGCAAGAAGCCAUAGGCGGAAAAGAUGGAGAGGAUGUUGGAGAGGGAGAGGAAUUAAAGAGAAAAGCUGAGCGGGUGAUUUAAAACAAAAAAAAAAGAGUGGAAAGAGAGACAGACAGGAGACUAUGGACAGAGAAGAGACUGUUUAUGUCGCUGCUUUUUUGUGUAGAAGCAUGAAGAGAAUUAUUUAGGAUGAUUUUUUUUUUCUAGUGAACUUUUGUUGAAGGAGCUCACCUUGCAGAUUUGGUUUUAUGGUUUAUUUUACUUUGAGAUUUGUCUCUCUUGUGGAUUUGCCGAAUUUGCACCUAUUACCAGUAUAUAAAGUUAUUUGUGUUCAUUUUCUUUAUCUCAGUAUGAAAUCAUUAUAUUUUAUGUUUUAAUUUUAUGGACAUUUUCUGCUGGUGUAAAAAUGACACAGAAAAAACACACUUCAUUACCACUGCAAUUUUGCCUCUGCAUGGUUUUCUUAUUGUAUUCUUAGCUGAGAAGGGAGCUUGUUUCAUCAAAAGUCUUCACUGAUCUGAACGAGGCAGCAAUAUUUCCUCCAUUCAGAAUUGUGCCAUAAAAACUAUUGUUUCUAAGCCACUGAAAUGCCAAGUGCAUUUAUCUGUUAAGUUGUUGAGAAAAGUUGCCAUUCCUCCCUUGUGUACAAAUGUAGGUAUCUGAAACUCAAGAAACAAGGAAUCUGUUGUCCAACAUUUUUAGCAAUUACAACUUUUACAAAGCGUUAGAAUAUGCAAGUGACAGAAGAGAACCAAUGAUACAACACAGAAUUGAUGACUUAAGCAUUUUUAACCUGAUACAUUUUGGUGGGUCAGUAUUUGCACAAACCUACAUGUGAAAGUUGUCAUUUGAGACUGUAAUGUUCAAUUCAAUAACUGGUGCUGCUGAUAGUACUAAUGUUAAAUUUGCCCUUUUUGGGGGAAGGACAGAAUGCAUUUAAAAUAACUGAUCUCAUUUUCAGUACUGUGAAGUUUUUCUUUUGCUUUUAUUUCACAAUUCCCAAAAGGAGUUUAACAACUGACAUACAGAAGCCAGGCAAUUGGCCAGCCACGUCGAUUGUUAUAAAAGUCCUAUGAAAAUAUUCACAAAAUCAUGAGAUGCUCUUAGGCAGAGGGAAACAGAAAUAAAUUGUAAUGAAUAUGGGUUCUGAAGUGGCUACAAAAUACAUCAAUGUUUUUUU